AUCUAUUUUUGAUUAAUUAAAAAUAAAUGCAGGUUUCGUUUCCCAGCUUGGAAAAUUUAUGCCUCCAAGGAUUGGAAUUGAGGAUCAUAUGGCACCACCACCUUCCUGCAAAUUCUUUCUGCAAACUAAAAUCAUUGUAUAUCGGGAGUUGUGACAAAUUAUCAACUAUUUUCUCAUCCGAUGUACCGAAGAGAUUAUGCGCAUCACUUGAAUGGUUGCAUGUAUAUCGUUGUUGUGGUGUAGAACAGAUAUUCGAAAUUGGAGAAGUGAAGGUCGAUGCUGUAACACAUACCCAGUUCAGACAUGUGCAUCUUUGUCAGCUACCAAGACUGAAGCAAGUGUGUACCAGGGAUCCUCGUGGUAUUCUUACUUUUCAAAAAUUGCAGUCUGUGAAAGCUCAUAAUUGUCCGAACCUCCAAAAUUUGUUCCAAACUUCAGUGGCUAUGGAACUUCAGCAACUUGAAAUGUUGGAGUUAGACGAUUGCGGGGUAGAGGAAGUUGUAGCAUUUGGAGAGGGGGAUGAAGUAGUUCCCACUUUUGUGUUUUCUAGUUUAUCAACUCUUAACCUGUGGGAUCUACCAAGACUCAAAUGUUUCUACCCAGGGAAACAUGUGACAGAGUGGCCAAUGUUAAAAAAUUUUAGAGGGUAUCAUUUACGAGGAAUUAAAGAAACAAAUGUGGAGAGCCUUGGUACAUUUCCGGUUCAACUGCCGCUUUUCACCGUGGAGAAGGUCAUUCCUAGAUUGGAGAAGCUAUCAUUAACAAGUGAUGACAUUGCAAUGAUAUGUACUGGCCAAUUUCCAGAAGACCUCUUCUCCCAUGUUAAAGCUCUUCGGGUUCUCUGCUACCACAGUGAAUUGACGGUUUUUCCAUUGUUCUUCAUUGAAAGAUUCUUCAAUUUAGAAAAGCUUUUUAUAGGUUGCUCUUCUUUCAAGGAGUUGUUCCCUUCUGUAGCAUCUAUUGAUUGUCAGGAGAAAGAUGCAAGAUGGCAUUUACGUAUUAGAAAGUUGAAGCUGGAUGCACUUCGUAAUCUGAAGUAUAUAUGGAGUCAAGGCUCAGCAUCAGAUCUACUUGUUCAAAAUGUUGAAUCUCUUAAAGUGCUGCAAUGUGAUAAUUUGAUUAGCUUAUCAGAAUCUACACCAUCUUUCCGAAAUCUCACCACUUUGUUGGUAAAAAAAUGUCAACGGUUAAGAAAUUUAUUUUCAAUCGCAACUGCCCAAAAUCUGGUGCAACUCCAAAGUAUCACCGUAGAAAAUUGCCACUUUCUGACAGAAAUAGUUGGAGGCGAAGGAGAUGGAUUAGAUUUUGAAGAUGUGAUUGUUUUCAGCAAAUUAAAAGUUUUGAAACUUAAGUGCCUAACAAGACUUGCAAGCUUCUGUUCUGCAAAUUUCACAAUUAUGUUCCCAUUGUUGGAAGAAGUAAUGGUGGCUCAAUGUGCCAACUUUGAGACCUUCUGUCAUGGAAUCGUGAGGACUCCAAGCCUGCAGAGAAUACAAUUAACACAAGAAGAUGAUGUAGCGCGUCCGGUGGUUGAGCUGAAUGACGCCAUAAAUCAUGUGUACAAAGGAAAGGUUGGUUUUUCUGGGUUACAGUAUUUGGACCUCUCAGGCUUUCCUCAGUUGGUGGAAAUAUGGAACAAGAAUCCUCAAGAGAUCUUGGAUUUCGAACAGCUUUGUGUCCUUGAAAUUUGUAAUUGUAGUGACUUGAAGUAUCUCCUAACACCUUCCAUGGCUUUGAGUCUUGUUUCCCUCGAAGAGAUGAGAGUGGAAAACUGUGAAAUGAUGGAGCAAAUCAUCACAGAAGAGGAAGCUACGGAGGUAGAUGAAAAAGAGAUAAUAUUCCCACUGUUAAAAACCAUUAAUCUGGAAUCUUGUCCCAACUUGAGAAGUUUCUAUGUGGGAAAUUAUAAACUUGAGUGUCCAUCAUUGUCAGAGAUGAAUUUACUUGACUGUCCAAAGAUGGUUACAUUUGCCUCAACAUUUUCAACGGGGCAAGAGGCAGCAGGAGUAAGUGCAGAAAGGAUUGGAAAGGAAGUCAUCGACAUCCCUAUUGCACCCUUUUUCGGUGACCAGGUUGAGUUUUCCAGCUUUCUGGUAUUGAUGCUUUCGUCAAUGAAUAUGCAACAAAUAUUCCAAAAACAACUUUUAACAAUGUCUUCAGUUGUUCAUAGUAUAAAACAUCUGCUUCUGAAGGGAUGUGGCAAUUUGAAAUAUCUGUUUACAUCCUCAAUGAUUAAAAGUCUUGUGCAACUCCAAUUGCUUGAGAUUUGUGAUUGUGUGAUGAUGAAAGAGGUAAUAGUAAAUGAAGGAUUAGCAGGGGAAGAAAGUUUGUUGUUAGCUAAGCUUGAAAUCCUAACUCUUGAAGACCUUCCCAAACUCACAAGAUUCUGCUCUGGAACUUACUUUGAGUUCCCCUUCCUGAGAAGCCUUCAUAUAAUCAAGUGCCCUCUGUUGGAGACAUUCAUUUCCAGUUCUAAUGUUGGGGAAACGAGUGACAUGACAGAAAGUAAAAUAGUAGAAGGUACUUUUACAUCACCGCUUUUCAAUGCAAAGGUGGGAUUCCCCAGAUUAAACCACCUUGCACUCAAAGAUAUGGAGAGCUUGAACUUGAUAUGGGACAACCAACUUGAUGCAGAGAGCUUCCACAAGCUAGAUCGGCUUGUGGUGGAAUCCUGUGAAAAACUGUUGAAUAUUUUUUCAGUUAUUAUGCUUGGAAGACUUCAAAACCUACAAAAACUCAAAAUAGAAAAUUGUGUUUCACUAGAAAAAAUAUUUGAACUUCGAGGAUUGAAUGCUAGUGAAACACAAGCUUUGAAAAUUGGUCAAUCAAAUUCGUUCGGAGCAACCCCGAACUUCGUGUUUCCAAAAUUAACACACUUGCUACUUAAGGGGCUACCCAGUCUCAAGAGCAUUUGCCCUGGAAUUUAUUUUACAGAAUGGUCAUCAUUGAAAAAAUUGGUGGUAUUUGGAUGUAAUCAAGUGCAGAUACUUGCUUCAGAACUUCUGAGUUAUCAGAGAAAAUGCAGAGAGAACCAACUUGAAGACCAGAAUCAUCAGAUAGGAAAGAAACUGUCUUGGGUUUUCCAAUGUUUUUGGACGUGGAUGUUCAAGUCAAGCUUACUGGUCUGGAAUCGUUCUAGCUCCAUGUUGAACAUCCACAUUGUGUCAAGCCUUGUUAUGAUCAAUUUACUAGAUACUUUCUGUGAGGUUAAAAGAAAAAGUGAGAAGAAGAAAGAGGUGGAUCUCGAAAACAAACAGAAUAUAGCAACCAAUUUCAUCUUUUGCUUCAUAUUUCUUCACUACCCAUCAAUGCUUAAGAAGCUCAACAGAAUCACUAGGCUCAAUCUUGGGCAUUCUAUCUCCAUCACUGCAGCAUUUAAGCAAUACUCAACCCUCCCCUUAAACCCUUAUGCAAACCCCACAGAACCCUUAACAAAACCCCAGCUCAAGAUCGUGGUUCUCUCCCAAUACUCUCAUGUAAACUUCUCCAACCUUGUCCAGAAUGUCAUUGCUUUGCCCUCUGUCCUCCUCACUGCAUGCCAAACCUCACCAGUCCUGUCAACACAAUGCCAGAGACAACUCCGAUGCUCCCUCGUUUUCUGGAUUCCAUCUCCAAACGCUUCUCCAUAAUUGAAAUGAGUGGUGAAAUUUGAGAAAAUGAGUUUGAUAUUGAGUCUUGCUGUGUCAAAAUGACGCAAUGAAGGAAUAGAGGUGAGCCUCUGGUCCUGCCCAAUUUGAAAUUGAAGUUCUUGAUUGAAGCUAUGAGGAUGGUAUUGGAAAUUGUCUAUGAUGACCGGUUUGUCACAUUUUCUUACGGGGGCUGUGUUGGUAUGGGAAGGCACACUGCAAUUUGGUGCCUUAAAAACUCUGUACAAAAUCUAAGUUGGUGGUUUAAUGUUUCGUUUAACCGUGAGAACUUUCAGAAGUGUAACAUAGAUAAAUUGUGUUUGUUUAUUGGGGAGAAAAUUAAGGAUAUGAUGUUGAUUGUUAUGCUCAAGAGUCAAGGGGUUGUUUGAAUGUGAAGUAGUGAGAAUUGACCUGGGUGGGUGUUAUUUAGGAAGAGGAUUUCCUUAGGAAUCUGGCUUGUGUUCAAUUUUGAUUAAUAUUUACUUUGAUAGUUUGGAUAAAGAGAUCCAGGAUAU
Rubroshorea leprosula is the source of this 4141-nucleotide messenger RNA. The record is from the annotation of a GenBank genome assembly. Lineage: Eukaryota; Viridiplantae; Streptophyta; Magnoliopsida; Malvales; Dipterocarpaceae.